CCCACACAACAAAGAAGGACCCAGGAUGGUGUUAGUACAUGUUGGAUAUCUGGUUCUCCCCGUCUUCGGCUCAGUUAGAAAUAGAGUAUCGAGGCUGGCUCUACAUUCCGCAUUUCUCAGACCUUUGUCCCCCUCCAUUGUGUAGCUAACGAUCAUCUGCUGCUGUCUGCCGUAGCCUCUGCCUGUUCUCUGCAUCUAGCUGUAUUGUGAACCCCCUUCUUCCUCAUUUCCUCUUUCCAUCUGAAGACGACAUUGGCAUUAAAAAACAAAAAAAAACAAACACCAGAGUUCCCACUCAUACCGUAUCCUUCUGUGUAACAGACUAAAGAAUAACACCUUUUCUGUAGAAAGCAGUUUGUCUUUAUUUAAAACUGUCAUGUUGCUCUUCAGUGAAUAACCCAUUGUAGCGUUAGAUUUUACUACAAACUGUCAUUGUGAUUCUCCCAUUCAGUGUGGAUAGACUACAUUCUGCUGUAAAUUUCUGUAAAGUGGAUACAUUUUGAUUCCCCCCAACCCCACACACCUCCCAGAUUCGAUUACAGCCAGGCUUGAUCGAACUCCAAUUUUGUCUCCAUCCCCUAUUAGCGAAAGGUGCAUUGUACCAGCUUUUGUAGUCAAUAAAGCACUUGUAUGAUCACUUUUUUUGACCGAUAAUCUGGCUAUCCUAACAUUCACCCAAUUGGCCGAUACGUGUAGUUUGAGUUUCACCUCUGAUGGUCCACUGCACCUGUUAUAGCGGCGUCCAAACGGCUCACCAUAAUCCUAUCCGUGUGUGAAAGCCUUUGUUCCUGCUAGCUGAAUUGAUUUAGUCAGUAACAAUCAAUUGACUAGACUCCAGUCUAACUCAUCUUGCCAUUUUGAAAAUCCCCCACUAUCAAUCACAGCCCCCCACCCCCUCCUCAGACACCUCCAGAAUGCUAUCCAUUUUACAGGGAUGUGUAUAUCCUGCACUGCUGUAGAACUCCUUUUUAGAAUGAAAAUGUCUUUUAUUCUUUGGUUGUGGUUUUCUACCUUAUGUUCUUGUAUUAGAUCCUAAUGCAUGGUCAUUUUAUACUUUUUGUUUUUCCACAUUGAACAGCAGAUUCCAAUGUAAACUUUGUGUAGAGAUGUCCCUGCUAUACUGAAAUGUGCUGUAAGCAUACACAUCUACUCAUUGGAUGCUGCUUCUGUUCCGUUAACCCUACGGAGAGCAUGGUCGGGCCUUGCCUUUGGUCUUUAUUUGCAUGGUAUUAUUAUGGUUUUAUAUAUAUAUAUAUAUAUAUUACUCUUAUUACUAUUAUCACACAGUGCCACACAUACUAAUAUUUUCCAAUAAAGACUGUAGUUUUCUUUCUAACCUUCAGUGUGCUUUUUGCUGAUUUCCAUGUGUUCCUCCCCUCCUCCCUCCACACUGUGCUGUCACUGAGACGGUCCCUUCACUCUCUAUGUGCUCUCAUUUCUCAGCUGUCUUUGACAGAGUUUCAAGUCGAUCCUCUGCUUACUUCGGAGUAGGGGCAGCCACAUUUUCUAUAAAGAAAAAAGAAUAACAAAAGCAUGUAACUGAAGCACAACGGCAUUGAUCUUUAAUGUUACAUGCUGUCAUUUCGUCCUAAAUCAUACACUGUUUACAAAACAAAGCGCAGCCUAAACCUCAUAUCAUUGGUGAUCACUGGUGAGGAGUUAACAUUGGAACAACUUUGGGCGAUAUGGAUACAAUCAUCUGUCUAGGAGCGCACUUCACCAGGCAUCAACACAGCCAUGCUACCUCCUGCCGACACUUUCACCUGGGUGCUCCCCAGGCGCCCAUCUCAGCAGAGUUCCCUCUGGGACACGGCAGCCAGCCGCCUCAGACCGGCCUUGCCCCCCACCUGCCGCCGGCACACCACCCGCCCCUCACUGCCCUGUCUGCACCCCCUCAGUUCCAGGAUGUGCCGGGGCCUCCAUUCCUACCUCAGGCCUUACACCAGCAAUACCUCAUCCAGCAGCAGCUCCUUGAAGCCCAGCACCGCAGGAUCCUCCCGCACUCCAGAAGAACCCAGGAGCGUAUUCCCCUGAACCCUCACCGAAUGCGCUCAGGCUAUGAGUUCUCUCCUCCCCUCCACGUUCCCCAGCAAAUGACACAGCAGCAGCGGUACCUGGCCGAGGGCACCGACUGGGAUCUCAGCGUUGAUGCCGGCCUCCCUCACCACCAGUACCAGCUCCAGCAGCUUCCACAGCACUAUCAGCAUUACCUGGCCUCCCCUCGAAUGCACCACUUCCCCAGGAACACAUCCUCUGCACAAGUGGUUGUGCAUGAAAUCAGAAACUACCCAUACCCCCAGCUGCACCUGUUGGCACUGCAAAGUCUGAAUCCUUCGAGGCACGCCACCGCUGUGCGAGAAAGUUAUGAGGAGUUGUUGCAGCUGGAGGACCGUCUGGGGAGUGUCAGCAGAGGAGCGGUUCAGACAACCAUAGAGCGGUUCACCUUUCCACACAAAUACAAGAAGAGAAAGCCUCUGCUGCUGAAGAUUGGGGAGGAGGAGGAAACAGAUGUGGACGAGAAAUGCACCAUCUGUUUGUCCAUGCUGGAGGACGCAGAGGACGUCAGGAGAUUGCCCUGCAUGCACCUCUUCCACCAGGGCUGCGUGGACCAAUGGCUGGCCACCAGCAGGAAGUGUCCGAUCUGUCGAGUUGACAUCGAAACACAGCUGAACCCCGACAGCUGAUGAGAUUUCAACCCCCCCCUUCCUUGUCAAUCACCUUCGCGUGGUUCCUGCUUUCUUCCACCUCGGCUUUACCGGCCUACCCCCCCCGCUCUCCCCUCCCCCUCCCCUGUUGGGUGCUUUGCCAAAUGUCUUCAGACUUCAUGUGACAUCACCACCCUUCUGACUCACGCUUUACUGAGCCAAGCCAGGAAAACUAACUGCAAGAGAAGCCAACUCUUUUUAUAUAGAAGCACAUCCCUCCGGAGGCAAAAAACACGCAGACACACACACUGACACACACACACACACACACACACACACACACACACACACACUCAUGUACACAGGGUUUACUCGUAGCUUGCUGGUCGUAAGUGGGUCGUUGUUGCUGUUGUGGUGUUGUACUGUAGGUAGUCCUGGGCUGUGUAGCAUGUCCUCAAAGCCAUGACUUAAUGUCCUGAGAGUGGAAAACACAUAACCCCACACUGAGCUGGCUACUUUCUCUCUUUGUAUCUCUCUCUUUCUCUCUCUCU
This is a messenger RNA of Anarrhichthys ocellatus (wolf-eel), 3196 nucleotides long. It is a transcript of the gene ark2ca, whose product is annotated as arkadia (RNF111) C-terminal like ring finger ubiquitin ligase 2Ca. The transcript has 9 exons. Gene Ontology annotation, cellular component: nucleus. NCBI's taxonomy places the organism in Eukaryota, Metazoa, Chordata, Actinopteri, Perciformes, Anarhichadidae. Gene Ontology annotation, molecular function: ubiquitin protein ligase activity; zinc ion binding. Bases 1686 to 2684 code for a protein of 332 amino acids. The record is from RefSeq and is a predicted model, not a curated record.